This is a messenger RNA of Podospora anserina S mat+, 1785 nucleotides long. RefSeq lists its product as uncharacterized. The transcript has 2 exons. The record is from RefSeq and is a predicted model, not a curated record. Bases 1 to 1785 code for a protein of 594 amino acids. Gene Ontology annotation, biological process: transmembrane transport. Lineage: Eukaryota; Fungi; Ascomycota; Sordariomycetes; Sordariales; Podosporaceae. Gene Ontology annotation, molecular function: transmembrane transporter activity.
AUGAGGGAUGCUCUUUCUCGGCUUCGGCCGCACAGCAAUGUUCCUGUCGUGGAACCAGAAGUGGACGAGAAGGCCGCCAGCGACAAGGAGGCCAAUGUCGUCAAUACCGAGGGUGUCAAGGAAUCUGUCGCUGACGACUCAGAUGCCAUCUCGCUCGAUGCUCAGCGUGGUGUGCAGGAUAUCGAGGCCCUGACCAAGGUGUGGACGAAACAGGACAUUAUUUUGGCAUAUGUCACUAUCUGGAUCAUCUACUUCGUCGAUGCGAUGCAGCAGAACAUGACCAACAGUCUGCUGCCCUACGUCACGAGUGCCUUCUCUGCCCAUUCGCUCACCCCUACCGUCUCGAUCUUUGCGUACCUGAUCUCCGGCCUGUCCAAGUUGCCCCUUGCCAAGAUUCUCGAUAUCUGGGGUCGUCCACAGGGUUUCAUCCUCAUGGUGAUUUGCCUGACAAUCGGUCUCGUCUUGAUGGCUGCAUGCCAAAACGUCGAAACAUAUGCGGCCGCUCAAGUCUUCUACUGGGUUGGCUACAAUGGCGUCACCUACUCGAUCUCCAUCUUCGUUGCCGACACCUCGUCCCUCAAGAACAGAUCUCUGAUGUUCGCCUUUGCCUCUUCCCCCUACAUCAUUACCGUCUGGGUUGGUGGGCCCCUUGCGGACGCUUUCCUUUAUGGCCCUGGUUGGCGAUGGGCUUUUGGCGCUUUUGCCAUCAUCACUCCUGUCAUGUGCGUUCCCUUGUUGGCCCUCUUCUACAAGAACUACAAGAAGGCCAAGGCCCUUGGUGUCAUGCCGGAGAGAAACUCUGGGCGCACUUGGCUCGAGAGCUUCAAGUAUUACGCGAUCGAGUUCGACGUCUUUGGGCUCUUGCUCAUCAUUGCCGGGUUGGCACUGUUUCUUUUGCCCUUCAACAUUUACUUCUACCAGGCCGACGGAUGGGCCUCGGCCACCUGCAUUGCCAUGCUCGUCGUGGGCUUUGUCCUCUGCGUCGCCUUUGCAGUGUAUGAGAAGUGGUGGGCGCCCAAGACCUUCAUCCCUUAUGAACUCCUCACCGAUCGGACUGUUCUCGGUGCCUGUAUUCUUGCCGGCAACCUGUUCAUCUCCUUCUACAUCUGGAACAGCUUCUUCGGCUCCUUCCUUCAGGUGGUCAGUGGCUUGGACAUCACCAGGGCCAGUUACAUCCAGAACAUCUACAGCAUUGGGUCCUGCUUUUGGUCACUCGUUGUCGGUGUGCUGAUCCGCUGGACUGGCCGGUUCAAGUGGUUGGCCUUGUACUUUGGCGUUCCCGUAACCAUUCUCGGCGUGGCCCUCAUGGUUGUGUUUCGCCAGCCAGAUUCCAACAUUGGAUACAUCGCGAUGUGCCAGAUCUUCAUUGCAGUUUCUGGCGGCACGUUGGUAAUUUGCGAGCAGAUGGCUGCCAUGGCUGCCACCACCCAUCAGUACAUCGCUGUUGUCCUGGCCAUCGAGGCCAUGUUUGCCAACGUUGGUGGCGCCAUUGGCGGCACCGUCGCCACCUCUAUCUGGGGCACUGUCUUCCCUAGGAGCUUGAACAAGUUCCUGCCCGAGGCCGAGAAGGCCAACGUGUCGCUCAUCUUCUCCGACCUCAAGACCCAGCUCGACUACCCGUGGGGCAGCGAGACGAGAAUUGCCAUUCAAGAUUCGUAUGGCGAUGCUAUGAGGUACAUGAUCAUUGCGUCGGCCGUCAUUCAGGUCAUUUCGAUUGUUUCGGUGGCUGUUUGGAGGGAUAUCAAGGUGAAGGAUUUCAAGCAGGUGAAGGGCAAUGUCAUUUAA